This is a messenger RNA of Trypanosoma grayi, 2607 nucleotides long. Its product is annotated as AP-3 complex subunit beta. Gene Ontology annotation, cellular component: membrane coat; AP-3 adaptor complex. Gene Ontology annotation, biological process: vesicle-mediated transport; intracellular protein transport. The coding region runs from base 1 to 2607 and encodes 868 amino acids. The record is from RefSeq and is a predicted model, not a curated record. NCBI's taxonomy places the organism in Eukaryota, Euglenozoa, Kinetoplastea, Trypanosomatida, Trypanosomatidae. The transcript has a single exon.
AUGAGUCGUGCAGUCUUCGCGGAGAAGGCGACGCUGGCGUCGGAGCGGGCGAAGGAGUUCAUCAACAGCGGCGGCAGCAUGAUCUCACGUGCCCGCUCCCUCGUCUCCGGCGAUGCACAAUUCUUCUCCGUGCAGCCCAAGGUGGAGGACCUGCGCCGUCACCUCGACUCCGACUCUCUGCACGAGAAGCGCGACGCGAUGAAGCGCAUCAUUGCGCAGAUGUGCAAAGGGAACGACAUGUCGAACCUCUUCGCGGAUGUGGUGAAGAACAUCCACACCACGUCGAUUGAACUGCGUAAGCUCAUCUACUUCUACGUCACGCACUACGCGGAGGAUAGACCUAAUGAGGCCCUCCUCUCCAUCUCCGCAUUUCAGAAGGACCUGCUGAACCCGAGCAUGCAUGUGCGUUCGCUCUCGCUGCGAAUGCUCAGCGCGAUACGCAUCCCUGCGAUUCAUCCGCUCGUGAUGCUCGCCGUAAAGAAGUGUGCCACCGACGUAGACCCGCUGGUGCGAAAAACGGCUGCUAUUUCCCUCGCCCAAAUGCACGUCAUCAGUGGAAGCGAAGAGGACACCGUGACGAUGCAGGAACUCCUGCAGCAACUCUUGGCGGAUAAGAGUAUGGAUGUUGCCUCAGCGGCCGCUCUCUCCUUUAUCGAGAUAUGCCCAGAUGAGACGCAGUUCAUCCAUCGCGUCUACCGCGACCUCUGCCGCUCGCUUAUCGACUGUGAGGAGUGGGGGCAAGUGGUGCUUUUGCAUGUCCUCCUCCGCUACGCGCGGACGCAGUUCUGCGACCCCAACAAACCUCGGUCAUCAAAUUCCACCAACAAUAGCAAUGAGGAUGCUGGCACAAAGACCGAGAACAGCAAUGAUGAUGAUGAUGACGAUGAUGAUGAUGAUGAUGAUGAUGAUAGCAGCUCGUCUUCAUCGUCCUCCACUAGGUCCUCUUCAAGGUCUGAUGUCCGCAGAAGCACACGUCGCCAGGAUGGAGACGUGCUGCUAGACUCCGAUCACCAACUGCUCCUUGACUCAGUCAAGCCACUCUUCUUAAGCCUCAAUAGCGCCGUUGUGGUGGCUGCCACGUCCUUGUUUUACCACUGCGCGCCGGCGACAGAGUUGGAUGUGUGUGUGCGUCCGUUGUUGCGCCUGCUCAGGGGCCCGGACGAGCAUCAUGCCAUUGUCCUCAGCGCCAUCUACACCGUUGUGCUAUCGCGACCGGAGCCAUUUGUGUCUUACAUCAAGGAGUUCUUUCUCAUGCCACACGAUGUGAAGGACGUGCGGGAGCUGAAGGUGCGUAUCGUAUCCAAGUUGGCCACAGAAGACAACUUCACCGAACUUGUUCGUGAGUUCCGCUCGUACAUCCGCAGCUUCCACGUGGAUCGUGUCGUGGACGCAGUGCGUGGACUCGGACUCAUUGCUGCGCGGUUGACGAUGUGCGCUUCGCAGAUCAUGCGGCUGCUGGUGCCGCUUUUGUCCCACCGAAAUGCCGAGGUGGUGACAGAGUCCAUCACGGUGUUGCGUCUGCUCGUGGUGCAGGGGGCCAACAAGAACCGGACUUGUCAGCUGGUGUAUCGCCUCCUUCAGCAGGUGAUGAAGGGAGAGAUUGUCGGCGCCUCCGCGAAGGCCAGCAUACUUUGGCUUGUGGGAGAAAAUAUUCAGCAGCGCACCGCCAUUGCCACUGCGGCACCGGAGUGUUUUCGUAUCUUUGUUAAGAGCUUCACGCAGGAGAGCUCGGAGGUAAAGAAGCAGGUGCUGACGCUCGGCUGUAAGAUUUGGCUCUUCCUCGACGGUAGUGGUGAGAUGGCGGAGCGCUUCCGCAAGCUCUUCUUCUACGUGCUCGAGCUUGCCCACUUUGACGACGACUACGACGUGCGGGACCGCGGCCGCCUCAUCCAGUGCACAGUGGAGCGGCAGAGCAGCACCUUUGCUGCGCUGAAGGCGAUGCUGCUGAGCGAGAAGCCGCUGCCGCAGUCGAGCGACCCCUACGUGGAGCGGGCGCACUACGAACUUGGCACCAUGUCGCACCUCUUCGGCAACACACUCUUCGGUUACCGCGAGCUGCCGAUGUGGGCAACGCAGCCGUCGGACCCGCUGCUUCGGGGUGGGCACGACGAAGAUGAAGAUGACAAGAGCUCGCUGCUUGGCUCCAGCAGCGACGCGUCAUCUACGCUGUACAGCAGCGAGGGUGACAGCAGGAGCUGUAGCUCGGACAGUGACACAGGAGCCUCUUCGCGGUCUGCGUCCUCUGCGCCUUCGUCGAGUGGCAGUGAGAACGAGGAUGAUGAUGAUGAUGAUGAUGAUGACGACGACAACGCCCCUCCACGGCCACUAGUGGGGGUGGUGGCGAAACGCGUGCCUGUCAGAGUCGUGGUGCGUCGUACCGAUCCUGCGACGGCAACUGCUCCCGCGUCAGCGACGACGAAUGAAACGGGUGCGGCGCCCGCUGACAUCACUGACAUGGAGGAACAUGAAACACCGCAUGAGUCGUGCAACGAGAAGACGAAGCUGCAGGAGGUCGAUGCACUUGCUACUCCGCCCGAUACGGCUCCUGUAGAAGUUGAGGCGUCGGGUCCCUCGCCAUCGGCCGAACCGACAGAGACACAGCAGUAA